Messenger RNA from Cebus imitator (Panamanian white-faced capuchin), 4476 nucleotides. RefSeq names its product ceramide synthase 6. Lineage: Eukaryota; Metazoa; Chordata; Mammalia; Primates; Cebidae. Bases 578 to 988 code for a protein of 136 amino acids. The record is from RefSeq and is a predicted model, not a curated record. Gene Ontology annotation, biological process: ceramide biosynthetic process. The transcript is spliced from 3 exons. Gene Ontology annotation, molecular function: DNA binding; sphingosine N-acyltransferase activity.
UGGUUCUGAAGCUCGGCCCCAGCCCGUACCUGCCGACCUACCGCCUCCGGGCGCCAAGGAAGAGGGCUGAGAGCCCGGAAACCAGAGCGGGGCAGGAGUCAGCGUUCUGAGCAUGUGCGAGCAAGCCAGGAGGCUAGGGCGGAUUUGGGGGGCCGACUUCGGGUCGUCGCCGUAAGCACAAAGCGAGAGAGCGGUGACAGCCGGGGCAGGCGACACUCUCCGGAGCGGUGCCCCUGCGCCUAGGGCGCAGCCCUUCCCUCCGGGCGUGGGCUAGUUGGCCGCGUGUGUGCCUCGCUGCUUGACGCGAAGACUAGCCAAUCAGGGCGGGCGGCCCGAGCUGCCAUGUGACGGGCGAGGCGGCCCCUUUUCCCAGCGCGGCCAGAGGGAGGAGAGAACCGGGGCUCGCCGCGAGCCUUCGAGAGCAGCGGCUGCGGAGGAGGCGGCUGCGGGCAGGAGCGGCGGCGGCGGCGGCGGCGGCACAGGCUCGGGGCCAGCCGGGCGAGCAUCCCUGGGCGCCCUGCGCGGUGGAGAGCUCAGCGGGCUGCGGGUGCCGCAGGACAGGAGUGGACAAAGCAAGAUGGCAGGGAUCUUAGCCUGGUUCUGGAACGAGAGGUUUUGGCUCCCGCACAAUGUCACUUGGGCGGACCUGAAGAACACGGAGGAGGCCACCUUCCCGCAGGCUGAGGACCUCUACCUCGCUUUUCCCCUCGCCUUCUGCAUCUUCAUGGUGCGGCUCAUCUUCGAGAGAUUUGUAGCAAAACCAUGUGCCAUAGCCCUCAACAUUCAGGCCAAUGGACCACAAAUUGCCCCACCCAACGCCAUUCUGGAAAAGGUCUUCACUGCAAUUACAAAGCAUCCUGAUGAAAAGAGAUUGGAAGGCCUCUCCAAGCAACUGGACUGGGAUGUUCGAAGCAUUCAGCGCUGGUUUCGCCAAAGACGUAAUCAGGAGAAGCCAAGUACGCUGACGAGGUUCUGUGAGAGCAUGUAAGUUGCUGAUUUUCUUUUUUAAAUAAAAGACCUAAUACCCAUGCCAAUCCUGAGGUGAAAAAUAACAGAUCUGUGGAGGCUCCAGCAGCCCUUAAAAAGCUGCAAUUUGGUGAGAAAAUAGUUUGGGAAAAACACAGGAGACAGUAGUAUGUAAGAAUUUGUGAUUUCCACUUUGGAUACAGUAAAUAAAGUUCACUUCCUAAUGGAGUUUCUGCAAAGUAAGCAUAUUAUAAAAGGAUCUACAAUGUUUUUUUCAAUCAGCCGUCUUUGAAAUAUAGCAUUAAAAAUCGUUACUUUUAUAGAUGUGGAUAGUUUGAAUUUUAAUAGAGGCAACUUAGUCAAGAGGUUCUUUGCACUAAUAAAAACUGAGAUAUUAGCAUAUGUUAUCAGAGAAUUAUGACAAUCUUCUGUAUUCCUGGAGCUUUAAGAAAUGGCUAUACUGUAUUUCUGGGUGAGUUUAGUAAAGCAUGGCUUAAAGGUGGGGGGUGGAAUGGAAGUCUCUUCCAUCUCUGAAAUGUGAACCUUUUAUAUGGUGUAUAGAUUAUAUACCAGUAAAGCUGUUAAAAAUAUUAAAAGAUGUGCAGAGAGCUCUUCCAGCACAGUGUUAUUUUGAAGCAGUGAUACUUCAUGCAUUUACCUUUAGGAAAACCAGAGAAAGACAUAUUGAAACAUUGAGAACAUCCCCAAAAUAAAAAGAAGAUCUGCCUGGAGAGUCAUUACCCCAUGUGGUCUUUAUCUUUUGGGUGUGGCUGUUCCUAUGUCUUCUGAUAGUUCUUCAGUUUCUUCUUUAGGGAGCUUUUUUUUUUUGACACCUGGUCAUUUAAACAAUAGUGCCUUCAGUGUAGCUGUCUUAGUUGCAGGCCCUUUUUAUUUGGGGUUGAAGUUGCAUUUUCAGCUUUGGCUUUCAAUUAUGUAAAAAAAGUAUUUCAGUAACUGUAUCCUUAGGGGGAAAACUAAUGUUAUAGGAGAAAUGAAUGGAAGGCAGAAAAAUAUCACAAAUUCCUAGGGCUGGGUAAAUAUGGAGAACAUAAAUAGGGUCUUUAGGAGUUUAGAAUAUUUAUAAAGUCUGGAAAAACAACCUGGUAGAUACAAUCAGCAAAGCCCUCUCAGUAAGUGAACUUACUGGCAGUUUAUAGGAGAAGGAUUUAUGUAUCUGGGCUCCUGGUCAAAUGCCAGAAUUGCUUCCCAGCUUGGCCCUGCCAUAUAUUCAAAGGGCCUGGGACCUGUCUUUGAGCCAUGAGUGUAAGCAAGGGUGAAGUUGGGUCUCAGCACAUGUCUACAUGCUGAAACUCAUGUGCCGUCUUUCCUUCCUCCGAUUAACUUCGGUAACUUGGUGCCAGCCCCUACUAUGCUGAGUUUAGACCAAUUUCUCUCAAAUACCAAUGUGCAUAAGCAUCAGUCACCUGGGAAUCUUGUUAUAAUGCGGACUCUGAUUUACUUGGUCUGGGAUGGCACAUUUUUAACAAGUUUCCACGUGAUGCUGGUGCUGUUGGUCUUUAGAUCAUACUUUAUGUAGCAAGUACUAACACUAGACCAGUUAUGUGUCUUCUCCAUGAAUUCAAUAGGUCAUUAUGUGUAUACCGCAAUAAAUAAGACAGUCAUAAUUGUAAUCAAUUAAAAAUGCUUCUAAAUGAUUGCUAGUGGUAUGGCAAUGUGGAGACACAAUGAUGGGGAGGAGGUGGUGCAUAAACGAUGAUUAUCAUUUCUUCCCCCGAGAAACUUUGUGAUAGUGUCAUGGAAAUAAGACAUAAUAUCCGAGUAUGUGUAGGUGGAAGAUAGAUAUUAGAAAAUAACCAGAUAUGUGUGUUGUAGGAUUGGUAUGGAUAGUCAGUAAUAAAGAUGAAAGGAAAAAGAUCAACUGUGGGUUGGGGUGCACAGGGGAUUGCUGGGAUUAGAACUGGGUCCGUGUCCGUGGCCUUUGACCUCUCUGUUGUAUGAUAUAGUAUUAAUGAAGUUUUGUUUUGAAACUCUCUUUGUCUUUGGUUUCUGAGUUGCCACUAGAUUCUCCUGCCUUUUCAAGGUGUUUUGUUUGCAUCAUUUAUUCUGUGUUUGCUCUGUGGUCGUUAACGUGUUAAUGACACUCCAGAUUUAGUCUUCAUGUUUUUUCUUACUCUACCUUCCAUUCUAUGUGUUAAAAUAAUUUCCUCUCACCAGCUUCUUCCAAAGCUAUGUGUACAGUGCAGAUGUUUCUUCUAAGGCAUCAUUCUGCGAGUUCCAACUGGCAAUUCUAAUUUGCUUCUACUCCUGACUUCAUUUUUCCUAUUUUCUAUGCUUCUGUUUUGUCAUAGGCUGGAAACUUAAGUCAAUCAGCCACUGAGUUCUAUUAAUUCUUUGUAAAUUCACCAUGAUAGCCCAAUAUACUAUUAUACGUCUCCUUAUUUUUUAUCUUGCAUACACAUAGACAUUUUGUUUGCUACCAACAAUCCCAUAUUAUUUUUCUAAAAUACUACUAUCCCCAUGUUCUAAUGCUUUAAAACCUUGAUGGUUUAAAGAAAAUAUAGGAUAAAUAUUAGGUCCCUGAGCCUGAUAACUACAGUCUGUCUUUUGCUUGUUUGAUGUCAGUCACCUAAAUCACAUCGUUCUUCUAGAGGGCUGUGUUUUCACUGCCCGUGCUGUUUUCCUUCCUGCCUUGUGUGUGGUGUUCCAGGCAAGGAACUUCUUCUGCCUUACCCAUUUAUCACUUCACCAUUCUUCAAAUCGCAGGCCCUCUCCGAAGUGGGGCCUGACUAUUGGGACUGGAGUGAGCAUAGCUUCCCCUGCAUCCUUAGAGUACUAGGAAUUUAACCCUGAAUCACAUGCUGCCUUAUGUGGUCACUUAACUUGCCUAUCUGUUUAUUUCAAUUUCAGCUCUGUGUAGCUUGAACCCAGCAGGGUCACAUCUUGUUCUUUCCUUCUUCUCAGUCUUUACCCCAACAGACAGACUCUGCCGAAUAAAUAAUUUGUUAUGACUGUGUUAAAAUGGAUUGUUUUGGAGAGAGUAGCUGAUCUCAUUAGCUACCUUGCCCCUAUAAAUGAGUGCCUAAAGUAUACUGACUUAGCGUAAAAUUUGUCUAGGAGAAUUACCUGACUAUGGAAAGCUCCAUAACAGUUUUAAAGACAGAAAUUCAGAGGGAAGAAUGGGAUGGCAAAGGAGAACAUUUAGAGAACACCGUGAGUGAUAAAGUAGAAUUACAGUGGUCUGUGUAUGCACAUGUGUGUGUCAGAGUAUUUUUUACCUAUAAAAUAAGAUGUAGCAUAGUUGUUCUUAACCAAGGAUGCAUUUCACAAUCACCUACUGAUCUUUUCAAAAUACACGUGCCCAGACCACACCCCAGGGUGUCAGGAUGAUGACUCAGGUGGAGUCUGAACUUGUACCUCAUGGAAAAAAAUGUCCCAAGUGCCUAUGGCCCACAUCCUUGGUUAAGAAGAAGGACAACUGCUGCUCAGAAAUACAAAAAAAAAAAAAAAAAAAAAAAAAAAAAAAAAAAAAAAAAAAAAAAAAAAAAACAA